This is a messenger RNA of Suricata suricatta (meerkat), 3394 nucleotides long. It is a transcript of the gene MASTL, whose product is annotated as microtubule associated serine/threonine kinase like. The record is from RefSeq and is a predicted model, not a curated record. The transcript has 13 exons. Gene Ontology annotation, biological process: peptidyl-serine phosphorylation; intracellular signal transduction. NCBI's taxonomy places the organism in Eukaryota, Metazoa, Chordata, Mammalia, Carnivora, Herpestidae. Gene Ontology annotation, molecular function: ATP binding; protein serine/threonine kinase activity. Gene Ontology annotation, cellular component: nucleus. The coding region runs from base 1 to 2649 and encodes 882 amino acids.
AUGGAGCCCCCUGCGGGGAGCGAGAAGGAGAGAGGAGGAGACGCGGUAACAGUGGAAUGCGUGAAUAGGAUCCGAGUGCCAAGACCACCCUCCAUUGAGGAAUUCACCAUAGUGAAACCUAUUAGCCGUGGCGCCUUCGGGAAGGUGUAUCUCGGGCAGAAAGGCGGCAAGUUGUAUGCUGUGAAGGUUGUCAAAAAAGCAGAUAUGAUCAACAAAAAUAUGACGCAUCAGGUGCAAGCCGAGAGGGACGCACUAGCACUAAGCAAAAGUCCUUUCAUUGUCCAUUUGUACUACUCCCUCCAGUCAGCAAACAAUGUCUACUUGGUAAUGGAAUAUCUUAUUGGCGGAGAUGUCAAGUCUCUGUUACAUAUAUAUGGUUAUUUUGAUGAAGAGAUGACUGUGAAAUAUAUUUCUGAAGUGGCCUUGGCUCUAGACUAUCUUCACAGACAUGGAAUCAUCCACAGGGAUUUGAAACCUGACAAUAUGCUUAUUUCUAAUGAGGGUCAUAUUAAGCUAACAGAUUUUGGCCUUUCCAAAGUUACUUUGAAUAGAGAUAUCAAUAUGAUGGAUAUCCUCACAACACCAUCAAUGGCUAAACCUAGACAAGAUUAUUCAAGAACCCCAGGACAAGUGUUAUCUCUCAUCAGCUCUUUGGGAUUUUACACACCCGUUGCAGAAAAAAACAGAGACUCUGCAAAUAUUCUUUCUACCCAUGUCUCUGAAACAUCACUCAUUUGUCCUAUGUCUGUAGAUCACAAGGAUACUACUUCUUAUUCGAGCAAACUACUAAACUCAUGUCUUGAAACAGUCACCUCCAACCCCAGGAUGCCUGUGAAGUGCCUCACGUCUAACCUCCUGCAGUCCAGGAGGAGGCUGGCUACAUCCAGUGCCAGCAGCCAGUCGUACACCUUCAUGUCCAGUGUGGAGUCUGAGGGCCACAGCAGCCCCACGUGGGAGGAGGAGUGCCAGGAAAGUGAUGAUGCACUGGGCUCUACAAUGAUGAGUUGGAAUAUAAUAGAAAAGCCUUUAGGUACAAAAUCUACCAAUGCUAUCGAGACCAAAGGUUUCAAUAAAAAGGAUCUUGAGUUAGCCCUUUCUCCCAUUCAUGACGGCGGGACCGUUCCUGCGACCGGAAGCUCUUGUGUAAACCCUGCUAAAAAAGGCUUCCCUGAGGAAGCGUCUUGGGAAGCAAGAGAACUGGAUAUAAAUAACAUUAACACGGCCACUGACAAAACACAGCCUGCUUCUCAUCCCUCAGAUCCGUGGGCUGUGGAUUCUGUUGAUAGGACUGAUGAGCACCUUGGGAAGAGAGGGUUUAAGAGAAAUUUUGAGUUAGUUGACUCUAGUCCUUGUCGGAAUAUUAUACAGAAUAAAAAAAAUUGUAUAGAGCUUAAGGGAAGUAAUGAAAUGAACGAUGGUUGUAUAACUCAAAGCACAGGCUUAACGACUGAAGUCCAAGACCUUAAGCUCUCGGUACGUAGAGAUCAGCAAAAUGACUGUGCUAAUAAGGAGAACAUGGUCGAUUCUUUCCCUGAUAAACAACAAACACCAGAAAAAUCACCUAUCCCAAUGAUAGCAAAAAACCUUAUGUGUGAACUGGAUGAAGAUUGUGACAAGAAUAACAAGAAGGACCACUUAAACUCCAGUUUUCUCUGUUCCGAUGAGGAGAGGGCUUCUAAAAGUAUCUGUAUGGACUCCGAUUCAUCCUUUCCUGGAAUUUCUAUAACAGAAAGUUCAUUAGAACGGCAGUCCUUGGAUCCAGAUAAAAGCCUCAAAGAAUCCUCUUUUGAAGAAUCCAACAUUGAAGGUCUGCUGACCGUAUCACCCAGCUGGCAAGAAAGUACCUUGCUGAAAACUGAUGAGAAUCCCGCUGUACAAGGCAGUAGCCAGAAAAUGCUAGCCCCGUCUUCGGAGGGGUUGAAAACAUUAACCGUAUCUAAAAGAAAUGCUGUAGCUUUUCGAAGUUUUAACAGUCCGAUUAAUGCCUCUAAUAACUCAGAACCGUCCAAAAUGAGCACUACCUCUUUAGAUGCAAUGGAUGUUUCCUGUGUUUACAGUGGUUCAUACCCCAUGGCCAUAACCCCUACUCAAAAAGGAACAUCCUAUAUGCCACAUCAGCAGACCCCAAAUCAGAUCAAACCAGGAACUCCAUUCCGAACUCCGAAGAGCGUGAGGCGAGGGCCAGCCCCAGUGGAUGACGGGCGGAUUCUCGGGACCCCGGACUACCUCGCGCCUGAGCUGUUACUGGGCAGGGCCCAUGGAUUUCUGACUUCCGGUCCUGCGGUAGACUGGUGGGCACUUGGAGUUUGCUUGUUUGAGUUUCUAACAGGAAUUCCUCCUUUUAAUGAUGAAACACCACAACAAGUAUUCCAGAAUAUUCUGAAAAGAGAUAUCCCUUGGCCUGAAGGUGAAGAAAAGUUAUCUGAUAAUGCUCAAAAUGCAGUAGAAAUACUUUUAACUAUUGAUAAUACAAAGAGAGCUGGAAUGAAAGAGCUAAAAUGUCAUCCUCUCUUCAGUGAUGUGGACUGGGAAAAUCUGCAGCAUCAAACUAUGCCUUUCAUACCCCAACCAGAUGAUGAAACAGAUACAUCCUAUUUUGAAGCCAGGAAUAAUGCUCAGCACCUGACUGUAUCUGGAUUUAGUCUAUAGCACGUAAAUUUUCUCUUUAAUCUAAUCUUUUUCAUAGAAUAAGCUAGCAUAAUUAUAUAUUCCUUCAUAGUAGACUGAUCUAAGGGGGAGAAGAAUCAUUAUGUUACUUGGAUCGAAGAGCUUUUCAUAUAUGUUAGUUUCCACAGAGUUAAAAGGCUGUCGAGCAUAAUCAGUAACUUAUCUCAGCCUCAGAGCUUCAAAACCUUCUUCACCUUAUUUAUUUUGUUACUGCACUUUAUGAAAACGAAUGUGUCAGUAAAACUAGAAUAACACUAUUCCUUUAAAAGAGGAGCAAGUCUCAAGCCUAGCUUUUCUUUCACGUGUGGAUUUCAGCCCACCAUUCAGUUUGGUGUUAAAACAACAAAAUCAUGGUUUUACUGGAAUGUAAUUUAGCUGGACAUGACUGCCCGCAGAAACGGUAGCCUCAAGAGCAAUCAUUUAAGGUUGCGCUUGUGGCCUCAAAGCUGUCGCUGAGAAAGUCCUUCACUCUGUUGUGUUACUCCUUUAGGGAAUGAGGAAUGAAAGAGGCAGGGGUUUUAGUUUACCUUACUAGGAACACAGUCUUGCUGUCUCGACUGCUUCUGGUGCUUUCUCAGUAAUACAUAUUUGCUUACAGUUGGCCUGGAGGGCUUGGGUGUGAUCAGCCAUAGCAAUUUUAACAGCUUGUUCAAUAUUAAUAAAAGUGCUGGUUUGCAGCUUAAAAGAAUUUGUGUAAAUAAAACAUAUGCAAUAUUAUGAGAAAUAA